UUGCGAGCAUUCUUUAAUGAAAUGAAUUAUGAAAAGCUAACUCAAACCAUGAAAGUUACUGUGCAGUAAGUGUUAAACUGUGCAUGUUAAGUGGUAGCUUAUUUAAUACUUUAGUCGAAAGUAUAAUGAUUUAACAACACGCAUACGGCCUGGGUGCAUAUCUUGACCUGACUAAGAACCCGAAACGCAGUGCCAACUGUUCAGUUAUGAGUAAUACAAGUAAUAGAUAUCCUCAAUCAUUUGAGGCAAAGAAAUCCAAGGUCGAGUAGAAGAAGUAGAUUCAGAAAAACAGCGCACUCUUUGACUCACUCAAUCAUUUGGAGGAAUUUUUUGUGCCAAAGCAACAGAAAGUGCCGCAUUUGUUGUUGCGUUUGUUUAGUGUGGUUUUGCCACUUUUUUUUUGUAUGAAACGUGAUAGCCGUCCAUGAUGCUAAUAAGUGUGUUGACAAAACAGUUUUGCAAACACACACACAGUGGCUGAGCACCGUGUUGCCAUUCCACAUCAGCAGCAUAAUGAUGACAUUGCAAAAGAAAGUGUAAUUCCAGGAUUCAGAAUAUUCGCCAUGCAGCUUUAAUUUGCUCUAUCUGGCUACAGUUCUAUUGGUGAAUUAAAAAUUAAACAAAAGUACAAUAUGUUUGAAUAAACCAACAAAAGGAUAUACCAGCAAUCAGGAUAUCAAUCCACGAUCGCCAAAUUUUUUAAACCAGAAAGCAUCGAAUAGACAUACAUUUAAUGUUCAUUAUUACAUUAAUAUUCUAUGAUCUAUUCCAUUGCUUGGCACCUUUCCAGGUACGGAGGAAGAAACUUUCAUCCUUCGGACAUUGGACAGUAAUUAUCAGUAACUUGAUUUUUGGAUUCAUUUUUUGUUUACGAUUUCUUACAUGGAAAGAUCAAUAACUUGUACGCAAAUGUUAACUAUUUAAUUACAAUUAAAAAGAAAAACCCAUCGUCCUUAAUAAUUCUAUGUUGAUGCAACACGUGCUCGCUCUGCUGACAUUUGUUUACUUUCUAUUUGACUUAACGAUUGACACUAAGGUCAUGACAUAUAAUCACGCUCACUACAUUUCGAUUAUUCCCUGUGUUGUUGUUGGGAUCGUUGGUCCUUUGUAGUAUGCACAACAUUCGGUUUGUUAGAUCGUACGUCGAAGUACAAGACCAUGAGGCUGUAAAGUUGCUUUAAACACAAAAAUGGCGAAGAAUAGACGAUUAAGUUCAAACCUUCUUUUAAUGAACAUUUUAAUGCGAAAUAAUUGUUUUCAAUUAUUUGAAAUAUGUUACUAGCUAAGCUAUUAAUUUCCGACAAAUUGGUUAACAAUGUUCAGACCAUUCAUUUCGCGAGCAGCCGUGUCGUGUCGUUGCGCAUCUGACCUGACAUAGUUGAUAAGAUUUAGCGAAUGCCGGCUGUUUCAAUAAGUGUUGAACAUGGGAUUGCACAUGGAAGUGUGAUAACGAGAAUAACGAGGAAGGGUAGUAGUACCUCAAACGACACAUAUGAACGUUAUCAGGACGCUGGUAGAUAGAAUGGGAAGCUGAAGGCUGAAUGUUCGAUCGAACGUGCAUUAGACAUGAAAAACUAUGUUCAGACACACAUUAAAAAAAUAGGUGCCAAAACACAUAUGGGCGCGGGCAAUGAUUUCACAACCCUUUUUGCAACGUGGUCUAUGCGUUGUAAUUUAUUCGUUUAUUAGAAAACGAAAACAUCUUGCAUAGAAUACUAGGGCUUUUCACUAAAUUUGUCCUUCCAUGUAAAAAAAAUCGGCGCCAUGUUUUGAAAUUAUGUGCUAUUAAUUACGCAUUAUCAUAAAAUAAGACACAUUUGGUUUGAGUCAAACCCCAAACCUCAUUCGAUCGUUAAACGAUCGAUAGACAAUUGUAUAUCAAUGAGACUUCAUUCGGUUGCUAUCCUCGAUUGAUGUAUGUACAAGUCUUGUUUAAAAUCGAAGGAUAACUACUUCCUCUGUUGUACCAUUCUGGGCCAUGGUAAAAUGUCAAUUUAUAAAUCAAUGAACAAGUAUCAAAGUGCUUAAAAAAUAAUAUUUUGUCAUAGUAGAGGUUUGUUAAUAUUUAGCUUUUGAUGUGUACCGAUGACGUCAAAGCAAUUCCAAUCGCCGUGUGAAAUUCGCAAGAGUUCAUUUACCUUCACGAAUCGAAAACAAAACACAAUUCAAACGUGUUUAGAUUCAAGUUUGAUUAUAUUUUUAAGUAAAUUUUCUCACGAUCUGUAGCGCAGUGUCAUAAAAAAAACUGUUUAUGUUUCUACCUUGUUACAAAGAAGCCCAUAAAAUCAAACUCCUAAAGCGUUAAGUUAAGCCUAUAAAAUGAAGAAUCGACCAGCAUGGGGCUUGUACCAUAUCAUGAAAGUUCGCCGGGAUUUUUUUUCGGGGUUUGUCCCGCCUAAACAAACAACUUUUUGUCAACAGAUCAACCACUCGCAAUCAUUUCUUCCUGUUCUACAGGAAAAAAGUGACGCAAUUUUAAUGUCCCGAAAGCGCUGCUCCAGCAGAGAGGGAAUUUUAAACUUCUUCUUUCCAUUUCCAUUCGCCUUGACUGAUACUGUUUUUGAAGGUCAACACGUCGAUCGUGCAUUUGCUGUUGCAUGUGUUUAUUCGCUUUCGAUUAAAUCCGUCCUUCAGCGUGUGAAGAAGGUGCUUCCGAUCGGUGCUCGAUGCUAAUGCUAUGUAAAUGGGUUGGUGACAACAAAAAAAACGUAACAGAAUCACCGACAAACCGGUAUCCGAAGCGCAGGACACGACAAACGUAAUGAAACUACCUCCAUUCAACCAGUCCGACGAAAGUUUGGCCGGCUUUUGCAGGUGACCAGCAGUUGGCAAAAGUUGUUCAAAAAAGCCGGUUCUUGAAUCCGAUACGCAUUUUGAAAGAAUAUGGUGCAAUGUGAUUUGUGUACGGUUGAAUGUUUCCUUUCCUCUACACGGUUAGUUCGAUAAACAUUCAUCAUUCUGCUUGCUGCGAGACUGCCUAGCUGCUAAACUUCAACUGCCCUGCAACUGGAAAAGGACAAACCUGCUGCUUCAUUGGCGCAUCCCUUCAUGAUCCGCAUCGAUCCGUUAGCGUUCUCAUCGAUCGAUCAGUCCAUCGGCCUUAGUGGCCUUCGAAGUGUGCUAGCGAGCGCAUGUAUUCGUUGGUGAUCAUACAGCUGGAAGCAACUGCGAAAGCUGCAAACGUGCAAUUUUCUUAUGCAAACAGCAAACGAAACAAGUGGAGCCGGUGUUUGAAGCGCUGAGGUAUUGGCACGAGAAUAUUUUUACCAAUGGCACAAAAUCGGCACUGUCGGCAAUCAUUCGGUGUUUAAAUUGCCGAUUCAUCCUGUUUACUUUGGUGUUGCUUAAUUAUUCCCGUUUCCUCCACAACGGUUUUCUAACGGAGGUUUUUGGUGUUUUAAGUUUAUUUUCCAAAUCAAAAUCUUCCACUGGUUUUGUUUUGUGAUAGCGAUUUGGUUAAAAAAAAGAAAGAAACAACUGAUAUAUACUGCAUGUUAUGCGGUUUUGUGUAGCGCCGAAUUAUUUUCAUCGUUUUGCUGCUUAGUUUCUGGAAGUAUUUGGCACGUGCUUAAAUUGUCACCAUGGAUGAAAAGGAAGUUAACUUCUUGCCGAAACCGAAAAUGCCGAAAGUGGGAUGCUUCCGGGCGAUUUGUGAUCGCAUUCCGGCCCGCUUGGUGCUGUACUUUCUAUCCUGGUCCGGGUUUCUGGUAUCGUUCGUAAUGCGGAACGAUAUCAACUUUGCCCUGGUGGCAAUGGUACAGGAUCCCAGCUCGAACUCUACCGGCAACGAUCACUGCAACACGGGAGAUAGCUCUGUACCCUUACUGGAAGAGGGUGACGAUUACAACUACACGCUUUCGAUGGCCAACGCAACCACAACCGUGCUGCUGGAUGGACCUGCCUUCAUCGAUGAUAUCAAGUUUGACUGGGACUCGACCGUGCAGGCCGUCAUCAAAUCAUCCUUCUACUGGUGCUACGUACUGUCGCAAGUAGUUGGUGGUGUGGCCACACAGUAUUUUGGCACCAAGAAUGUGUUCGGAUGGUCCCAAUUCCUCACGGCAGCUUGCAGUUUGCUUAUACCGCACGCUGCGGAUUUGCAUUACGGUGCCGUGAUACUGCUACGAUCGGUGCAGGGCUUCGCUAGUGGGCUUACCUGGCCGGCCAUGUACGCCAUCGUAGGCUACUGGAUACCUCCGGUCGAGCGAAGUCGGUUCAUGAGCAGCUUCCAGGGGUUUAGCAUCGGCAUUGGGUUGACAUAUCCGCUGUGCGGUUUCAUCAUUGCCCAUUUUGGCUGGCGACAGGUAUUCUACACGACUGGUACGAUCGGUAUGGUUUGGUGCGUGUUUUGGUAUCUGCUCGCCUACAACACACCCCAGGAGCAUCCGCGCAUCACACCCGAAGAGCUGGAGUACAUCGAGCUAAAUGUGAGCGAGGAUAUUAAGAAUGGACAGGGAAUGCGCGUACCGUGGCGUCGCAUCUUCACCUCGAUGCCGGUGUGGGCGAUCGGACUGACCACGUUCGGACGCAUUUGGGUGCACUACACGUUCAUCAUGUCCGGGCCGGAGUACAUGCAGAAGAUCUUCUGCUUCGACAUACAGCAGAACGGGUUACUGUCCGGUGCGCCAUUCCUCUGCUCCUAUCUGUCAUCUGUACUGUUCUGUUACGUAGCGGAUCUGCUGAUGGAUCAUAAGACGCUUACACUUACCAACGUCCGCAAGCUGUUUACCGCCUUGUCCCAGAUCGUGCCGGGUGUGCUGGUGCUGCUGGUUGGCUACCUAGGCUACCAGAUUGUGACGGUGCUGAUAUUGUGGUUUGUCGCAGUAACCUUCAUCACGGCGUCGUAUGCAGGCGCAAUGGCUAACAUCGUCGACAUUGCCCCGAACUUGGCCGGACCUGUGCUGGCAUUUGCUCAGACCAUCCACAUGACCGCUUCCUUUCUACAGCCGCUCGUUACCGGUUUCAUGGUGACUGAUUCGCAAAACAUUAACCAGUGGUUGCACGUGUUUGGAGUAUCGUCGGUGGUGGCGAUCAGUACGUACCUUAUCUACCAGGUGUUUGGAACGGCGGAGAUACAAUCAUGGAACUAUCCCGUUCCCGAUCCGGAAAUAACAUCUUCGGAUGAUUCGGCCGUGAUUGCCAACCAGCCAAUGAUUAAGGUUGAACCAGGCCUCAAAUUUGACGACGACGAUGAAGACGACGAUUGAAGAAUGGAAGGGACACUACUGAUCGAUACGAUAUUGUACCGUGUUUCGGUUUUCUUUGCACUCGUGACAACAAAUAUUGUUAAACAAAAGAUACUUAUAAGACGAGUGAUGGGAAGUUGUAACAAAAAUUCCACUUAAAUUUUAAUUAAAACUGAUCCGGAAGAGCACUAGAUAUGUAAUACGUUAGUGAGGGAAGAAAUAUGUGAUUAAUUCGAUAAUGAAACGAAAGGAGAGAAAGAGAGAUAGGGAGAGAAAGAGAAAGAGAAAGAAACCGUUAAGAUAUGGAUGUGAAAUGAAACAGGAAAUCAGGGAAAACUUAGAACGGAAACGUGUGUUUGUGUGUGUGCGUGUGAUUGGAAGUUUGUGCAGUAUAUUUGUAUGUAAAAUGGAGAAAUAAGAAGGAGAAAAAUGAAGAAUGUUAUAACCGAAAUCACAAUAGAAUUCUGGCGGUGGUCAAUAUUGCUGAACUAGAUUUGAAAUCUGGCCUUCUUAUACAGAGAGGUUUGAUUUAGUCGAGACUUGAAGCUACCGUGUCAUGCGUUAUUGACUAUAGUAUUCGACUGGCCCUAAACUAGGUAGUUUAUCGUUAACAUAACACAUUGGUGCAUACUACAUUUUGCUACUCCUUUCGCUAAAAUGUAAGAAGUGCAUUGACAAAAAUAAGUUUAGCGGCCACAUACUUCUUAGGAAAUGGGUAGGAACAGCGCACACACACACAUACGCAUGCACACAUAUGUGCAAAGUUGUGUAAAGUUUACCUUUUUUACAUUGCCAGCAGCAGAGCAGAUGAGCGUAUUUUUAAGUAUCUUUAGUUAACACUUAAGGAUAGCUAUUCUUUGUGUAAGCGACGAUCCAUCGAGAGUUCUUUUUGUUGCAGUUGUUGAUUUCUUUUGUCAGUUAUUAUUUACUGUACGUUAUUUCCUUUAUUGCGUUACUCUAUCUAUUUUGUUUGUUUAGUUGUAGUACUUUGUUUCAGUAACCAGACAGCAUUAUAAUUACUUUAGGCGUAAGGAUGAGUGCACAUCUACGAUAGAUGAUAGAAACAAGCAAAUAAGGAACGGGAUGGGGAGUUAAUGGGGCGGUCCGAUGGUUUAUGUGAUAAACGGUGCCGAUCCACACGGCAGGACUGGGGAUCAAAUCCCAUCCGGACCGUCCCCCCGUAGGAAGGACUGACUAUCCAGCUACGUGGUAAAAAUAAGUCUCGUAAGCCAGAUAUGGCCGGCAUGACCUCACCCGUCGUUACGCCAAGAAGAAGUAGAUGGGGAGUUAAUCACACUGAAUUUGUUAUCAUACCACUGGCCGCCAUUCGUUGUCUUAUUGUUGCAAUUUUGCACCGACAAUAAGCAGCAAACAGUUCCAUAAUAUCGAAUGCCAACGUGGGGUAGUAUGUACAAGACAUACAGUUAUCCAUAUCUGUGUAUUCAACAUCGACCUUUACUGUUCUCUCCCUCCCUCUUAUGGGAACUCUGUUAAACUAUACGUGCCUAUAUGACAAACAAAAGAGAGAACAUCCCCCGUUUUAGUAGUAUGGUAAGGGAUACUUUUCAUCCUAGUAGGAAAUAGGAAAGAAAGGGUAGGGAAGCCUGUACGUUGCAUUAUAAACUUUCCGUACUAAAAUGUAAGACUAAACUUUAAAAUGAACCAAGUUGUGGAAGUUCAGAAAAAAAAACAAAAACAUCUUCUCAUAAUGGUUGAUCACAUUCUCGAGAAACACUCGAUAGGUUAAAUGGUGCACGCGUUAGUCGAGUAGUUGUAUAAAGGUGGAUAACUAUAAACUCCGAUCCUUUAUGGUGACGUUAUGGUUGAUGUUAAAUCAGUACACUAACGAUGCAGUUGGUACCAAUUUGUGAUCUCAGUCAAAAGUUUCAAGUGAAUAGCUAACGGUCGCAAAAUAAUAACUGAAACAAAUACAAAAAAAAAACACGAACAUCCUUCGGAUUAUUACCUUAUGUAAUACCUUAGAACUUAUGAAUAAUAGCAAUAGCUAUGUUUAGAGUUAUUAAAUCAUCUUGCAGCAGAUUGGAUACAUUAUGUAUGACUAACCUUCGGUUCGCUAGACCGAUAAAAUGAAACUCAAACGUGUGAAAAAAAGAAAAGAAAUAGAAGCAUAUAAAUAGAGAAAGGAAGAAACAGAUGAAAAAUAUAUAGAAACAUUGCAAAACAUAUAGAGCACAAACAUA
Anopheles funestus (African malaria mosquito) is the source of this 7384-nucleotide messenger RNA. It is a transcript of the gene MFS17, whose product is annotated as vesicular glutamate transporter 3. NCBI's taxonomy places the organism in Eukaryota, Metazoa, Arthropoda, Insecta, Diptera, Culicidae. The record is from RefSeq and is a predicted model, not a curated record. Gene Ontology annotation, biological process: monoatomic anion transport; transmembrane transport. The transcript is spliced from 4 exons. Gene Ontology annotation, cellular component: plasma membrane. The coding region runs from base 3582 to 5204 and encodes 540 amino acids. Gene Ontology annotation, molecular function: transmembrane transporter activity.